GACACAUUGAAGCCGCUGGAGACCACUUACCUACUCCGUCAUCACUUCACAGAGAACGCACUAGGGAAGAAGGAUAAAGGAGAUAUCGAGUCCAGAUGCCUGUACUCUGCGUGAAGAUCGGUGAACGACCUUUGUCAUAAAGCUACAGGGUCCCUCAUUGACAUGGCCAUUUCACUUCUGUUUCAAAGAUUACGUUCGAACGUCUCUCACUGAAUUGUUUGAAACCAUUGGGCACUGCGACUUGCUGAGUUAUGAUUUCAAUAACCCCACGAGAAGCUUGCUUGAGGCUAUCAGAAGCAGUGUCAAAUAACCGGCCCAGACAUCCCGAGUCUCAGAGCACGUACGAAAGUGCCAUAAAGGCCCUGGACAGCGCAGCAACGGAGCUAGAGAGUGGUCAGCAUGGCCUACACCACGCCACCAGUCUACUUGCCCAAUACUUCGAAUGCACCACUCUGCGAUCAGAGCAUCACAAUCCCAUGCUAUGUACCCUCCUGGCGGAUACCAGCCGCGAGACGCCGUUCUGGCGACCACAUUUCGGACUGGCCUCAAAAUCACCUGCAGAAGUCAACGCAGAGCAGGCCAGUGGCCAAGUUCCCGCAGACUGCGUUCUUGAAGUCGCCAGGAGAAUCAUCACCAAACCAUGGGACGCAUCCCGAACGGAAGAAGUCAGAUCCGCUCUUCGCCUCAUUGCAAACUGCUGCGCGGACAACAACGUCAACCGCAGCGUCAUCAUCGAUCGAGGGGGCAUCGCGGCCAUGAUGACAAAUGCUAGCCAGGCUCGUGAAUGCGACAUUCUCCUUCCAACGUUGUACAACGUCUGCGUGGACUAUGAUGAACCCGCAGUUGACGAGGAAGGCAAGCCCUGGGGUUCACCAGAGCAGAUGAAGACAGGAAGCGACCAGGACUCAGGGCCGGUAGUAAACUUGGCAGAACAAAGGCUCGGGAUGUCAUGGGACCCCUCCCGCAACCUCAGCUCAGUCGAGGUCCUGCUCUGUACCAGACUAGCCGCACACACCUGCGUCGGCAUCCUCGCCGAUCUAGUUGAGAUGGCUAGUCGUGUCGCCCUCUACGGUCUGCACUACCUUAUUCCAACACUCAACGAUAAUGAUUCGACAGCUGCUCCAUCACAAUAUGCGCAAAAACCCUGCUCAAGCCUACUGCGUUCCGUGCUCACUGAAGGUUUAGAGAUCGCCAGCGAAGAUUCAGAAUGCAGUACAUCGAUUUGUCAGGCAAUACUAAACGUCCUCUCACAGCCGACCUGCUACAACGCCCUCAUCACGACCGACGACGCGCUCUGGGCACUCAUUCACAUCCCAUACGCAUGCGAAGAAGAUGACGAGGACGCCGCUGAAGCACUCGCACCGUAUAGGCAAGCCAUUCUCAAGGUCGUCUACACGUUGUCGGCAUUGGACUCUUACGCAGAACAUGUCACUCCUGACUCGAAACUAAUUCAUGACUGCAUUGACUCCUUAUCCAGAAAUUUCCAGCCCGAGAACCCUACUGCCUCUGCCUCAACCCCGUCAAAGGCUGGACUAUGGGCAAGCGUGUCCGUUCUAAUCGCCAACUGCUUAACCUCGACUGAUCGGGCCGUGCGUCUUUUGUCGUCAACGCAAAUAGCAUCAGUUCUCAGCAACUUGAUCAAGCAUGCAUCCGACAAGGAUAUUCUUCUUCCCGCUAUCGACAUAGCGAUGCGUCUAUCUCUCAGCCGCGAAGGCCAGGAUGCUCUUCAUGCGACGGACAUAAUACGGGUUGUAGGAAAGUUCUUGGCAACCACGAGCGAGGCCGACCCAGCGGGCAUGGACAUCCGGCGCGAGACUGUCACAUUGAUUCGCUUCAUCAUUAAAGGACGACCGGAGCAUCUCAGUGACCUCAACGUCAGCACUGGGAAUGACAACCAAGUCUCCCACGCCGACGAAGAUUCGGGAAUCAUGCCAGCAUUGAUGUCCCUAUUUCAGAGCACCAACGACGUUCGCACGAAAACCGAGAUAGGCCGGCUAUUUAUCGAAAUUCUCCGUACAUACUUCUCAGUUAGAUCAUCAUCUUCACCACACUCCACCACGAACGACAACCAGCACCAACAGAGCGGGAAUGAGGAUGCCCUACCGAACCUCUUCGAACCAUUCGACACGCUCAGCGCGCUCACAGCUGCCGAUGUCAUAGCAUUCAUCCUCACGCAACCUCAACCACAAGCACAAUCUCCCCCAUCACCAACAGACUCUGGAUCAACGCAAGCCGAGGCUGAAGCAUGGUUCGGUUUUGGUCUCCUCUCAACGCUUCCUGCCGCACGACCAGCGAUCAUGCGUGCAUUAUCGCGAAAUGAUCAUCGACUUCUCAGGAAAUUGCAAGAGACUGUGCAACAACGUCAAACCAAAAACACAGAGUCAAACACCGAAGAAAUGCACGCAAUAGAUAACUCCGAAAAGCUUGCCGAUAUGCCUCCUACCAGCAGGAGAGAGGCCAGUAAGGAUCCCAGGUACGAGAAUGUCAAGGUCCUCGUCGUGAACAUGCUCCAAACGCGAGGGACCGUGAAUGAGGGAGCUGAAGAAGGAAAUACCGUGCAAGCCGGACUCGAAGUGGCAGCAACGCAGAUGGACCUCGACAAGAUCAUGGUGCCUGAGUUAUCCUCCUGAUGAAGACGAUACCAUGUUCUCGCCGACCCGAGUGUCUGACGUAAAUCGCCUCUUGCACUUCGCUUGGAACCAUGAGCUCACAAUGGUCAUUCUAGCGCCCAAACAUCUUCGGCCCAACGCUUAAACGUGAUCUCUGUCCCAAGAUACGGAUACGGCGUCGAAAAAGACGUGGCAAUCUGCUCUGCAGCGUCCAUACUUCCAGACAUGGCCAUCUCGGUGGAUGCCGUAUGACUAGUACUGUCAACGCCCAGCGUACCAAGUCCAUAGAGAAAGUCUUGUGGAAGUAUGGUGCCAUUCGGGAGUAUGCGAGUAAUGUCUUUCACAGCACGCGAGAGAUUGUCCGACAUCGGUGGCAUGCUCGCUGUUUCAUAGAUUGCUUGUACCGGGCCUGAAGGUAUGGGGGUCGCCGAAGAUGUGUAGGCUAUACUCUGAAACCCGCUUGCUUGGGCGAGCGCCUGGGUUUGUACAGCCAUAGAACUAGCAUUCCGGGAGGCUGUUUUCUUCUUAGGAUGCUGUCGUAGAGGGCAAUUCUCGAUCUCAUGACUGUAUACAAUACAAUAGUCG
Molecule: messenger RNA, 3194 nt
Organism: Exophiala xenobiotica
Lineage: Eukaryota; Fungi; Ascomycota; Eurotiomycetes; Chaetothyriales; Herpotrichiellaceae
Exons: 1
Coding region: 252-2630 (792 amino acids)
Biological process (GO): positive regulation of GTPase activity
Cellular component (GO): cytosol
Molecular function (GO): guanyl-nucleotide exchange factor activity
Source: RefSeq, a predicted model, not a curated record